This is a messenger RNA of Penicillium salamii, 1350 nucleotides long. Lineage: Eukaryota; Fungi; Ascomycota; Eurotiomycetes; Eurotiales; Aspergillaceae. The record is from the annotation of a GenBank genome assembly.
AUGGUCGACACCUCAGCCAGUUUGAUUCCAUUUGCAGAGCCACCAUAUGUCCGUGGUCUCCCUUCCCCCUACAUUACGCCCGCCCACCGCCGCUUCCAACAAGCAUGUCGGAAAUUCGCGACCGAGAACCUGCUCCAGCAUGCCCUGGAGUGGGAGCGCGAGGGAACGGUCCCAGAGCAUGUCUUUCACACAUUCUGCAAGCAUAAUAUGCUGCUGCCCAACAUGCCAGCUCCCCUGCCGGUGGAUUGGCUGAAACGGCUGGGUAUCAAUGAUAUCCUGGGAGUCAAGGUUGACGAUUGGGACUACAUUUACACGGGAAUUUAUUGUGACGAGAUGGGUCGAUCUGGUCUCAGUGGGCCAAGUGGCUCCAUGAACGCUGGAUUCGCAUUUGGAAUUCCCCCAAUUGUCAAAUUCGGCAGCAAGCAACUGCAGGAGCGGUUCCUGCCUGAUCUGCUUACAGGAAAGAAGCGUGGUUGUAUCGCUAUCACAGAGCCCGAGGCUGGAAGUGAUGUCGCCAACAUCACAACAACGGCAGUCAAGAGUGCCGACGGCCAACACUACAUCCUCAAUGGAUCCAAGAAAUGGAUCACAAAUGGUAUCUGGUCAGACUAUGCUACCACAGCCGUACGAACAGGAGGCCCUGGAGCCGCAGGCCUUUCCGUGUUAGUUGUACCUUUGAAGAAUCACCCGGGCGUGACUAUGCGCCGACUCAAGGUCUCAGGACAAAUGGCCGGAGGAACCACAUACAUCGAGUUCGACGAUGUGAAAGUCCCCGUGUCCAACAUUGUCGGCCGAGAGGGCGACGGCAUGCGCAUCAUCAUGACCAACUUCAACCACGAGCGCUUGGUUAUCGCCGUCGGAGUCACCCGCCAAGCUCGCGUGGCUCUCUCUGCCGCAUUCUCCUACUGCAUGAAGCGUGAGGCAUUUGGAAAGACCCUGAUGGAUCAGCCGGUGGUCCGUCAUCGUCUUGCUAAGGCGGGUGCCGAGUUGGAAUCAAUGUGGGCAUGGGUGGAGCAAAUCCUGUACCAAUUGGUUCAUCUCAGUAAAGAGGAGGGUGACCGCCAACUGGGUGGCUUGACAGCGUUGGCUAAAGCUAAAUCUGCCAUGGUUCUCAAUGAGUGUGCCCAGACUGCCGUUUUACUCUUCGGUGGAAAUGGAUUUACUCGGACCGGACAAGGUGAAUUGGUGGAAGGAGAUCAAGCUGACCUAUCUUUAGCCAUUCUUCGGGACGUUCCCGGUGCUCGGAUUCCAGGCGGCUCGGAAGAUGUUCUUCUUGACCUUUCUGUGCGUCAAUUGGUGAAGAUUUACAAGGCGGAGGAGAAGAAGCUCUCACAGGGCUCGAAGAUUUGA